GAUUAAUCUUGUGGGGAGUGUUUAACAGUCCACUCAUCCUAAUGAUUUAAUUGGAAUGCAGUUUGGUCAUGCUGCGUGCCAUUCAUAAGAUUCUGUGGAGUUUCUCGGCGCAACAGCAGAAGGAGGGGCUCUCCUCUCCUCUUCUCUCCAUUCUUUCGCCUCACGCUGAUUCGGUGAUUCGGAUUCGGUCGCAGUCUCUCCUCGCCAUCCAGUCUGUAAAGAAAACAGCCUCUACAGCAGCUACCAGCCUGCAGCCACGAUGUUUUUGCCGGGAAGAGGAGAGGGGUUUGUGUUUUUGGUGGCGCACGCUGCGUCCCCCUGUGGAUCGUGGACAUUUCGCAGCCCGGUGUUGUUUUAGGUGCUCUGGAUGUCAGGGAGCACCAUCGUGCAUGGCUUUCAUUGACCUGCAUUUUCUGCUAUGCAUCCCUAAUGGGGGAAAUGUGGGUCGGAAGCUGCAAGCUGAGGUUCACCUUGCGCUGUGAUGACUGAUUCUUUUUUAUUUAUUUAUUUUUGCCCACGUUUUAUCAACAUAUUUGCUGAGAAAUUAUUGGCUGCACGUAUUUUCCUAGCUCUCGGUUCUGCAGUUAGGUUUUUUUUUUUUCACCGUAAUUUCCGCGAUCUGAACAUGCUUUUGUAGUUCCAGUGGCCAGCAUCUUCCAAAAAUAAUCAUCUAGGAUCUGUGCGUGGUCGAGAUGGAUGGCUGGAGCCGGGCAGCUACGGUGGGGGACGGUGCGGUGAAUUUCACAGCCGCCCGCCUGUGGCUGGAUCUCCUGAACGCAUCGGGCCGGUGGGACAGCAGCAGCAGCAGCAGCAGCAGUCCGCCUGCAGAGGGAACCGGGCUGCAGGAGCAGCAGGAGCGCCUGGUCCGAGAGCAAGCCUACCGGGACUUCACCACCACCGUCCAGGUUCUCAUCCUGAUCGGGUCGCUGCUCGGUAAUGCGACCGUGCUGUGGUGCACCUGCUGCACGACUGUCUUUAAAUCAGUUACCAAACGAUUCAUCAAGAACCUGGCGUGCUCCGGUAUCUGCGCCGGACUCGUGUGCGUCCCCUUCGACGUGGCGCUGGGGGCCAGUCCCCGCUGCUGCCUGUGGCUUCACACGCUGCUGCUCUGCAAGGUCGUCAAAUUCCUGCAUAAACUGUUCUGCUCCGUCACCGUGCUCAGCUUCAGCGCCAUCGCACUCGACAGGUACUACUCAGUUCUGUACCCGCUAGAGAGGAAAAUCUCCAAUUCCAGAUCUCGAGACUUGGUCAUCUACAUCUGGGUCCAUGCAAUCGUGGCCAGCCUCCCCGUGUUUGCCGUGACCAACGUUACCGACGUCUACGUCACCUCCUCCUGCUCAGAUGACCACGCCCGCUCCCUGGGUCACGUGGUCUUCGUGUUGAUCUACAACGUCACCACGGUGAUCUUCCCCCUGGCCCUGGUCUUCCUGUUCAUGCUCCUGAUCCGCAGAGCGCUCAGUGCCAGCCAGAAGAAGAAGGUGAUCAUCGCAGCGCUUCGGACCCCACAGAACAGCAUCUCCAUCCCGUACGUGUCGCAGAGAGAGGCAGAGCUUCACGCCACCCUGCUGGCCGCCGUGCUGGCUUUCUCAGCCUGCAGCGCUCCUUACGGAGCCUUGGUGGUUUACCGUACUGUCUUUGCAGACACUGAAGAGUUACCCGUCUCACUUUAUCUGACAGCCCUUUGGCUGCCCAAGGUUUCGCUUCUUACCAACCCAAUCCUGCUCCUGACGGUUAACCGCUCGGCCCGUCACAGCUGCAUGGAUCUGCUGUUCAGGAUUCACAGGCGUUACAGCCGCCGAAACGCGGUCACCACUGGCAGAUUGGCGUCUAUUGCGGGCGAGGGGCCAGUUGGGGAGCCAGUGGGCCUUGAUACAGCUGGUCGCUCUGGGAGCCAGCUUUUGGAGAUGUUUAACAUUGGCCAACAGCAAAUCUUUAGACCUUAUGGAGAGGAGGAAGAGGAAGAGGAUGUGAAGAAUGAGAUUCCUUCUGAAGCAUCAGGAGGCAACUCGGAGCGCAAGGAAAACCAGAAGGAUGGGUCAAGGCUGGGAAGCUUAAAGGGUGAAGUGAACAUACCAAAGGAUCCUGUUGGAGGGGUGAUCAUCACUAAAGAAGCCCCUGCUUCAGCUAAAGUGGCUCGGGCCUCUCCCGUUCACGCAUGCGCAUACACUUCCUCGUCGCAGGUGGCGCCCGCUACUCCCACAGAAGCGGAGGACUCUCCACAGUUCGGUUUUGGACCUUUUGAGCUGCCACCUCAGUGGCUUCCUGAGACCAGAAACAGCAAGAAGAGGCUGCUGCCUCCGCUGGGUAACACGCCAGAGGAGCUGAUCCAGACCAAACUGCCCAGGCAGCGGCCCGAGCGGCGGAUCAGCAGGAACAACAAGGUCAGCACGAUUCCUGUCGUGGAUCCGUGAACUGAGUCUGCACCACUGGAUACAACUCAGUGCAGGCAUUUAACAACAAUGGCUUCAUAUGGUUGGCUCGAACUCUAAUUUUUGACAAGAUUUGUCCUUUCUUUACUCGAACUCAGACUUUCCAGUUUACUAAACCAGAGGCACUGUGGAGGAAAAACGGUUUGAUAUGACUUAUUUGUAAUGUUUUAGUCAAGUUGACAAUUUUACCACAGCUUUGACUAAUCCUGGUUUAUAAUUAUAGAACAUAAUAAAAUGUUUGAGACGACAGAUGCCUUUGCAGAAAUACUCAUAGCACUUGAGCUUUUGAAAGAUUUUUUACAUUACAUUCAUAAACUUGACUUUAUUUGACUUUUUUAAUGUAUCUGAUGGACCAACACUAAGUAAGUACUUAAUUAAGUGGAAUAAAAAUGCUGCAUGAUUUUCCGUAAUCUUAGGCCAUCCUACUAUGCAAAAUUCACAUUUUGCACAUUUUUGUUCUUUGAUUUGAGUUUUUAUUGCUUCUGGUGUUUGGCAAUAAGUAAACCAUUUUUGGUGUCUGGAAAGUAACCUUCUGAAAGUAGCAUGACAAAUCAGCAGACACUGCCCCGUUACUUCACAACCCUAGUGAAGUUAGUCCGUCACCUGGGAACCCAAGCGGAUCUCCAGCAGAUUUGGUCAGCAGUACUCUGUGCAAUGGCUGCUGGAAAAGACAAGUGUUUGGUUCUUGACUUACCAUCCAUCAACCACUGGCUACAUUAUUGCUGGUUGUGCAGGAGGCUCUACUUAUGCUUUUCAAAGAUGUACGGUUGUACAAUUGUGCAACUGUUUGCAGCCAUUUUCACAUAUCACACGUUUUUUAUAUCCCAUAAACCUAUUCUGACAUGAUCAAGGAAGUAUAAUAGGUCACCUUUAAAGAAACAACUUGCAUCUGAAAGACUUUUGAUGAUACAUCAGGUCUCAUUUUCUUUGCAAGAUAAUUCAUGCUGUCAGAUUGGGUAGAGACUGAAGGUGAACAGCAGUUUUGAAGUUUUGCCACAAAUUCCAAGUUGGAUUUGGGCUAUGACUUUGACUAUGCCAUUCUAACACAUUAAGCCUCUCCCUGCUGGAAGGCAGAGCUGUAUCAUGUGGAAAGUUGUGUCUUGGUAUGUUUAUUGUGCCAUACUGUUUCCAUUUUUGGAUGACUGAGUGGAACAUCUGAGAUGUUCAAAGACCCCUGAUGGGAUUUUAUUUAAAGCCAUUCAUCAUUUUCUUAUGUCAUGAGUUACUUUGUGUUGGUCUUUCACAUAAAAAAAAACAAUAUAGUCCUUUGAAGAUUGUGGUUGUAACAGGAAAAAAUGUGCAAAAGUUCAAGGGGUGUGAGCAAGUUUGCAAGCUACUGCUUAGGCUGUCUGUGAUUAAAAACAAGAAAUCGAAUCAUAAUGACGGAUAUGUAAAAAUUUUGCAUAUAUUUCCACAAGCUAUUGCAAUAAAGACUCUUAAGUCUUGUAGAAAACUCUCCUGGUUUCACAGUUUGAUGAGAUUGUUCUCUAUUUCUGAACACAUCUCAAACCAUUUGUAACAAUUUGUCUUUUCAGUUUUCGCUGAAAUAUUUGAAAUCUGCAAUCUGAUUUCUACUCUUUGUUUUCUGCAGGUUCUCUGUCUCUACUAAUAUUUUACACAUUAUUAUUGUUCAUUCUUUUACUGUAUGUGAGUUUUAUAUGCUGAAAAGUGCAGAUGUGGAUUAUCCAAAUACAGGUUUUGAAUGACUCAAACCGAUUCCGUUUUUAUUGGGUAAAAAGUAAGAUGUAUAGAAACAAGAAUGAUUUAAAUGCCCUGAAUGUGUUCUACUGACUUCUUUUAGGUUUGCAACAAUCCUCUUCUAAAAAAAAUUAAGCAAGCAGAGACACACAAGCAUCAAAAGCUCCAACUGACUCUUCUAGCUCUGUCUUCUUCGUGAUGCAUAAUUCAAUAGUAGCCACUUCAACCUUAACCUUUGUCUGAGGCAAACAGAGCUGGGCUGCACCUCAAAUAUUUGCAGAUCAGUAUCCUCUGUUGAGGAUACCCACAAUGCUUUGCUAUGUCCACAAAGAACCUGAACGUCUGAUUCAUACCACCUCCAGUGGUAUCAGGAAAAAUGUGUCACGCCUUGCUUAAAAGAAUAUUGACAGCUAUAUGUUUUAAGCACAAAAAUAUGAAAUUCUGAUAUUUAUUUGGCACUUUUAGCAUUGCAAUAAUAAAAUACCUAGAAAGCAGGUUGUUGGUUUACAGUGACAUAAAAACCAGUGUCAUUGAUUUCUCCCAGAAUUUUAUUCUGGGUUUGACCUAAAAUUUGCCACCUGAUUUCACAGAUGGCUUAUUCAAACAUGACAACCUUUUAGUUGUGCAGUCAUAAAGUGCUAAAAGAACACAAAUAUGUUUUUGUUUCUUAACGGCAAAGAAAAUGAUUGCAUUUAUUCCAUAUUUUGUAGGAAGGAAAUAUUUUAUGGGGACAGUCCUGAUGAUUUUCAACAAGAACAUUGGGGCUUGAUGUUUCUGUCAUUGUUGUUUGUCUUAAACCAUGGACAAGUUUUCUAGGCUGAAUUAAUUUAAGUUGGUUGGCUUCCUCUUGCACAAAACACAAGAAAUUGUGCAAACAAGUUGCACAUAAGGGGGGACAUUUCUGUAAGCAUUUCUGUUCUGCCAGACUCUGCAGGGAAGCAAUAGCUUUUGGUUAAGAGUUUAGAGCUUACUGCCUGUGAAAAGCAGAAAUCCAAUGUGAAUGCUGACUUUUCCCUUAAUUUCAUCAUUUAAAAGCAUCUUCUCCUUUUGGCCUGGAAGAGUGUCUCCUAAUCUACUAUGCAAAGAAACUCUAGAGGAAAUCAGCAAAGAGGUUUGCUACAGACUCUUAGAGCGCAGGAAAUUAUAUGGGCUGCAAUCCAGACUGUGUAAGUACAGUUUAAUCUUCUUUGCAGGCCGCAUAAGAAAAAGCACAUGAAGAAUUAUUGAGUAACAGAAGCACAAAUCUGUAUUUUGUGAUCAGCAUUAGGUUUUUGUAACCAAAGUAGGAAUUGUUGUAGUUAUUCAGGUCGUGACUGUUUUUCCCUUCCAUGUAUUUGUUUCUAUGGAAAGUCGUCGUCAAGUAAGAUUGUGUUUGUAUUGUGGUUGCUGUCGGUGCAAA
Molecule: messenger RNA, 5526 nt
Organism: Xiphophorus couchianus (Monterrey platyfish)
Lineage: Eukaryota; Metazoa; Chordata; Actinopteri; Cyprinodontiformes; Poeciliidae
Gene: gpr176
Product: G protein-coupled receptor 176
Exons: 3
Coding region: 693-2411 (572 amino acids)
Biological process (GO): G protein-coupled receptor signaling pathway
Cellular component (GO): plasma membrane
Molecular function (GO): G protein-coupled receptor activity
Source: RefSeq, a predicted model, not a curated record